CGCGAUUACGUCAUGACGUUGAGUUUGCCCCUGCCCAUCAGCCCAGGAAACCCUGUGUAGACCUGCCAACGCCCGGUGGAGAGAAGGGGGAAAGACUGAGAGGUAAGCGGCGGCUCCUCCACACCGGGGAUUAAUCGGUAUACACUGCGGGCGGGGGGGCGAGUGUGAAGCGGGGAUCGAGGAGUGUGCCCGAGAGCCGAGUAUUCCUGGACACCGCCCAGCCCCCACCACCACUCAGUGAGAGAGAGAGAGAGAGGCCGGGGGAGGGGGGGGGACUGGGUGUAUAGGGCUUCCUGUCAUUUCAUCUAACUGCCCCUGACCGGAGGGCCUGGUAUGUAGGGGGUAAUUACUGAGAGACAUGGGUGUAAUUACUGAGAGACAUGGGUGUAAUUACUGAGAGCAGGGGGGUUAAUGGAGAGACAUGGGGUAAUUACUGAGAGCAGGGGGGGUUAAUGGAGAGACAUGGGGUAAUUACUGAGAGCAGGGGGGGUUAAUGGAGAGACAUGGGGUAAUUACUGAGAGCAGGGGGGUUAAUGGAGAGACAUGGGGUAAUUACUGAGAGACAUGGGGUAAUUACUGAGAGACAUGGGGUAAAUACUGAGAGACAUGGGGUAAAUACUGAGAGACAUGGGGGUAAAUACUGAGAGACAUGGGGGUAAAUACUGAGAGACAUGGGGGUAAAUACUGAGAGACAUGGGGGUAAAUACUGAGACAUGGGGGUAAAUACUGAGACAUGGGGGUAAAUACUGAGACAUGGGGGUAAAUACUGAGAGACAUGGGGGUAAAUACUGAGAGACAUGGGGGUAAAUACUGAGAGACAUGGGGGUAAUUACUGAGAGACAUGGGGGUAAUUACUGAGAGACAUGGGGGUAAUUACUGAGAGACAUGGGGGGGUUAAUGGAGAAACAUGGGGUAAUUACUGAGAGCAGGGGGGUUAAUGGAGAGACAUGGGGUAAAUACGCAGAGCGGAGGGGUUAAUGGAGAGACAUUGGGUGCUUUCUGAGGGCAGGACAGUGUUAAUAAAUAGGGGUAUUUAUGUAUGGGCUUGUGGUAUUAAUGUUAGGGUAGGUCUAUUAAUGAAGAUGUGAGCAUUGCACCCUCCCUGGGCAGUAGGUACCAGGGCAGUGAUGGGUAUCUACCAUAUUGAGGGUGUAUAGGCCACAUUCUGGUGUCAGGCCAGUUUUAAGCCCUUGUGUGUCAGAUGGCACAGCCUCUUAGUGGCCAACCUUUGGCACUCCAUAAUAUAUGAACUAAUCCUUCAUUUACAUCCAUGUAAACCACAACAAAUGGAGUGCCCAGGCUAGUGGACAUCAUUCUCUUCCUCCCAUUGGAAUGAUUACACCAGAGCUGAAAUCAGAUUCUUAUGGAGAGCUGGGCUUCAUAGGAGCUGCAGUCUAGCAGCUAAAAACCCACUUUAGAUCUGCCCUGCUGAAUGAUAUUGCAAGCCUGUAUUAUACACAGUUAAAAAUAUAGAGUAAGGAAAAUUGGGGUGGAUGACCGGGUGAUGAGUUCUUUUUAAAGGGAUUAUAGUGAAUGCUGAUAAUGUUGCCUUUCAGUAAAUGAUAUAUAAAUAACAGUGAAUCUGUGCUGUUUAUGUGAAACUGAUAAAACAGUGAAUGAUUGAGGUUUUGUAGGGGGUUGGGAAGCAGAGCGGAAAUGCAGCAGGGAGGAGGUUGUUGGGGGAGGGGAGUAAGGAGGGGCAGGGUCCUUUAGGAAGCUGUCAACCCCUAUCCAUUUAUUGAUGUGAAUUCUGCCACACUAACAAUUAAUAUUGGCCAGUUUAGUAAAAUAAGUACAGUUUGUUAAACAUAUAACUGUAUGUGUGUGAAUAGAUAUAGGUUUUGUUUUUUUCAGUAUCAAUGACAGAUCUGUUUUUUGGUGUUUGCUUUCUUAAACUGACUUCUGUGUACAAUUACGUUUAUGAUUGUUCUACUUCCAUUUUAAAGUGGCAAAUGUUACAACCAUCCUGCAAUUUUGGUUUUGUGUGCAUUGAUGUCCUCACCUCAGAAUAUAUGCCAUUUUAGUUGUGUGAGACUUUGUCUCAAUCUCUGGACUGCCUUUGAUAGUCUUAAUUUACUUUUUUUUUUUCUUUAUCCCAUUUAUAUUUUGACUGUCCAGUGUCAUGUUGGAAUCUUGUACAUUAUAUUAACACUUUCAUUGCAAGGGUGGUGUAGAGCUUAUGCCAAGGGUGAGUUAGUAGGCUGUUUUGCAGAAAAGUGUUGAAUCUUUUGUGUUACAGAGACCAGAUUGGUUUUAUUUUAACUUUUCUGAGAACACUGUUAAAUGUUUUUAGAUAAAAUAUAUAUUAUAAUAUAUAUUUUAUGGUUCUAUUGUCAGUGCAGGUUUUAUAGAAAACUUAGCAAAAUACAGAUGUAUUAGCAAAUGUCUUAGUAACUGUGUACUGAUAUGUUGAAACUCCAGUUUGGGUAUUUUGGCAGACACGACAGAUAAUUGAACAUGUAUGUGAAUCAAGGAGACAAUUAACAUAAUAUUAUAUUGCUAUGGUGCAUGGAGUGCCCUGGUGCCAUCCUCUGUUUUAAUAUCAAAAUGAUUAGGUAUGUGUUUUUCUCUGUGCCCAGGGACAGCAUCAUCUCAACUACAUGGGCAUGGACAGUAUGAGCUUAACACUUCCACAUUAUUGGUACCAGUUUUGUCCAAUCUUGACAAUAUUGAUUUGCUGAGUGCCAGUCCCAGCACUCUCAGCCAAUGUCCUCCAGUUUUUUGUCAGACUGAUAAUGGAAAGUGUUAAUUUCUGGGUUUGUGGCAAGCCAUUUCUAAAUAGUUUGAUGUUAAACAAAUGGAAGGUGCCAGGGCAUUUUAAAGGAACAGUUUUGAUAACUUUGAGCUCCUUAUAAUGGCCUGUAAUCCACUGCAGCUGCUGCUGCUUUGCCAGUGAAGUCAUGGGGUGCAUGUGUGGCAGUCACCAGACUUGUUAAUUCAGUGCUUCUUUGAGAAGAGUGGAGUUGUAUUUUACCCCAUCAUGCUGUGUGAUGAUGCAGAAUGUGAAGGUCUUGAAUAAACUCUCCAGCUCCCUAAAGCAUUUUAACUUGCUGGAGUGCUUCAGAAACUAACAAAGUUCACACUGUUCUAUUUUAUAAUAGUCACAAUUUUAAGAGUAAUUUGUACUUUUAUUAUUGGCAUUAGUUAAACAUUCAAGGUAGGUACCUUCAAGACCUCUGGGAGCGUUUCCUGCUCACUCACUUUAAACAAGUGUUCUUAGAGUUGCAUUCUUUUGGUAAAUUGGGCAUAUGGCCCCUUAUAUCUUGUAGUCUCAAGUGCUUCUCUAUGACUCGGCUGGAUUAAACGUGAAUUUUUUUUCAAAUUAAAAUAAAAAACAAUUUCAUUUUUAAUGUAGGCAUAUUCCUUUGAAGGAGGAAGUGCCUCCUGUGGCUUUCAGAUGGCCAUUAGAGCUGUGAUCUUAAACAAGUGUAAACAUUGCCUUUUCUCAGAAAUGACAAUGUUUUUUACGUUGUCCAAGUAAAAAGACCAUCACACAAAACACUACAUCUUAAUGUGUUUUAAAGCUUCCAUUUAAGCAGUAUUACAGCUAGUUGUGGUAUUGUUAGGUAGGAUGCUCCUUUAAAUCUUUUGUGCUUUCCCUUUAGUCAUGGUUCAUCAUUUAUUGAAACAGAGAAAACCAGUUGCAUUCCUGGAUCUCAGUAAGUUAAGAUGAAUAUAAUAACAAUCAGGUAGUUGUGUAGGUGUGAAAUGUGCUUUGGACUGUGACUACUUUGGUCAUUCUAUCAGAAGUGUGCCCAGUAUCAAACUGUUGAUGCCUCAGCGUGAAUGUCACAUUCACAAUAGAGCUCUCCAACUGUAAAUCAUUUAGCCUGUUUGUAGUUCUCGCCAAUGCAAGGAUUUUUGCUGCACAUUUUAAACAUUGUUUCCUUUCUAUGAACACUAUGCAGCCAGCUUCCUCAAAAAAGUUACAUUUUCAGUAACCCACCUAUCCCAUUUUCCAUGUAUGAGUAAAGAUUGAGUUUGCGUGUGUAUAGUAUAUAUGUGCCAAACAAAUUUGUGGGUUUGUAUAAUAUAUGUGCAGGAAUCAGGAUUUCAAGUCCUACAGCAGCGCUGUCCAACCUGCUGCCCCCCAGGUGUUGCUGAACUACAACUCCCAUGAUUCCCUUGCCAUCUGUUUCAUUGGACGAAUCAUGGGAGUUGUAGUUCAGCAACAUCUGGGGGGGCGCAGGUUGGACAGGCUUGUUCUUCAGUAUAUGCCAGGCAUCACUCCUCCCCUGCAAACCUCCUCCAGCAAUAAGUUGAGGAAUGGGCAGUGCAGCAGCAGAGAAAGCUGCCCUGCCCUCAAUGUUUGUAGUCUUUACCACUGUCGACUGGUAAUACCAGCAAUGACUAAGUCAGAAAAUGUAAACAACCUCAGCUAUACUUUUGCAUGGAAUGUAGCUAGCACAUUGUAUAAAUACAAUUUAGUAUCAGGGCUUAAUAUCUAAAGUCCUAUGCACUACUGCCAUUCUUUAAGUUAUUCACCACUGCAGGUCGUGGUCUACUCUCCAAUGGCUCGUGGCAAGUAGAAAUUUUGAGCCCUGGUAUAAAUAAUACAGUAUGCUAUUUAAAGGUUAAUCACAGUGGGGGAAAAAAACAUUAUUUACAUCACUUUCAAUAUUGCUCCCGCACAUCUAAUGCCUCGUUUCCACUGAGCAGAACGGUUUGGUACGCUAUUUUGAGUGUUUCCAUUAUGAAAGUGGCCCAUACAACUAAACCGAACCACACCAUUCCCCCUUCAGAUGAAGGUCCAUAGGAAAUGGUACAGUACGGUUAGGGCGGAGCUACUAUCGUCACACUAUACAAUCCGUUGAUUAGCAGACAGGAAAACGUCAAUGCUCACGUCAAUUGACACGCUAGGCAUUUGGUCUAAACCCCGCAUGGCCCCUGGGGUUCGACUUGCAGUGUAAACGCUCACCUGAAUAGGCCGGACCAUUCUAACCCUUCCAAACUGUACCGACCCGAACCGUUCCACUCAGUGGAAACAAGCAGCUUUAAAAGAAAGGACCACUCUAGUGCCAGGAAAACAAACUCGUUUUCCUGGCUCUUUAGGUCCCACUCUCGCCAGGCUGAAGGGGGAGGAAGGGGUUAAACCCUUACCUUUCUCCAGAGCCGGGCUCCCUCUGCGCUGGGGAUUCUCCUCCCUCUUCCGACGUCAUCCACUGAAUGCGCAUGCACGGCAAGAGCCGCGCGCGCAUUCAGUGAGUCCAUAGGAAAGCAUUUCUCAAUGCUUUCCUAUGGACGCUGGCGUCUUCUCGCUGUGUUUUUUAACAAUGAGAAACGCCACUAGAGGCUGGAUUAACCCUAAUGUAAACAUAGCAGUUUAUCUGAAACUGCUAUGUUUACGGCAGGGUUAACUCUAGAUGGACCUGGCACCCAGACCACUUCAUUGAGCUGAAGUGGUCUGGGUCCCUAUAGUGGUCCUUUAAAAGAACACUGUGGUGCCCAAAUUCAAAAUAUUAAAAAAAUCACUGUUUAGUAGAUAUACUCUAAAUGAAAAUGUGUGCCUUAAAUUAUGCAUUUUGAAAUUGGAAUUGUAUUUAAAAACAGCUUGCAAAAACAUCAGAUCUCGUCUGCAUUUACAAACCCUCCCCUUCCAACCCAAUCACAGACUUCCCAAUGCAGAUCAAUGAGAAGUCUUUGCAAGACAGGUACUGUAGGAAAUUGCUGCCUCUUGAGUUCAGUGCAAAUAAGCUAACCAAACCAGGAAGUGACAGGACCGGACGCUGGGGAACUCUCCUCUCUCUGCCGACGUCUGUGCCGAAUGCGCGCGCAAUUAAACGAUGGACAUCCAGCGUCUUCUCACUGGGAUUUUCAAAGUGAGAAGCGCCUCUAGUGGCUGUCAGUGAGACAGCCACUAAAGGCUGGAUUAACCCUCAGUGAAACAUAGUAGUUUUUCUGAAACUGUUUUCAGCUGCAGGGUUAACACUAGAGGGACCUUGCACCCAGACAACUUCACUGAGCUGAAUUUUUCUGGGUGCCUAUAGUGGUCCUUUAAUUUAGUGGUUUUGGUGUCUGUGUGGAAUUUGUUGGUGCUAUAUAAAAGGCUAUAAUAAUAUAGCUUGUCCUUGCAGGCUUUUCAAUGUAAAAGCUGCAUGUUCAGGGAAAAAAGUGUUUACAUUGGUGCUUAGUAACACCUCAAAUGUCAGUAACUCACAUGGCCACUAGAGGUGCUUCUUAGCCAGUACUAGGCAGUGUUUAGCAUCUCCAUGAUAAACGUUCCCCAUAGAGAUGCAGCAGCGAGACCUUUUCACUGAGAUGGGGGGGGGAGGGUCACCUAUACAGCUACUUCAGGACUAUAUUGUCAGGAAUACAAGUUUGUAUUCCUGGCACUAUAGUGUUCGUUUAAUCCUUGCAUGAUGCUUAUGUUGGAUGAGGGCUGGUGGCCAAUAGGCAGAUACUCUCAUUAGGCUUUAAAUUACUGAUGUCCUACUCUUUUUUUGUUUUUGUUUGUUUAACCCAUGCAAUACUGAGAAAUCCCAUGUCCGCAGAAUAGUAGUAAUAGGGAUAUUACGUAUUAAGAUUUGCAAGCAUCAGCAUAAUAUAAAGCAAAAGUCUACAUAUGCCACACCAAUUAAUAUUGGUGCACACUGUGUGUUCCUUCCUCUUUAGUUUUAUUGAAUCACUGGAGCCUGUGUUAUUAAAUGUCCGUUCAGCAAUUUGAGGCUAUUUAUCUUCUUAAAGGGAAACUAUAGUGCCAGGAAAACAAAGUUGACUAAAAUGUUGCCAUUUCCUGCAGCUGUCACUAAUGACAGCUGAGAGGAAAAAGGAAUUGUCUAUGGAGUCUCCAUAGAUAUCAGUGUUGUAGUCUUGUGGGCUCCUGGCAGAUUAAGCUCAAGGAACUGAAGAGGAUCCACUGGAUGAUAAUGGACAGCUUCAGGUAAGUAAAACCAUGCACCCCGGACCACUGCUUUGCAUGCGGAGAGUCAUCAUCAUCGGAGUCUCUGCCAAAUAUGAAAAGAACCCAGAAUGUGACAAUGCUUUUUAAAGUGAUAAAAAAAGUGUAUAAGUAAAACUAAUGCUCAUUGUUUUUGCUCUAUAAUCGAUGAAUUCAUCAAUGUUAUAUUUUUCUAUGUAAGUACGCUGUCCACUGCAUAUAACAUGUAUUUCUGGAAUGUGAUAUAGCUUCAAGUUAAGAGAUGGGUACAGACUUGCACCUCUGGGUAGGUGUUGGUUUGUUUUGAAAUACAUGGAUAGAAUAAUUUUGAUAGACACCGUUAGUUGAAUGUUACAUAUACCCUCCUCUCUCUCUUCUCCAAGCGCGCUGAUUUAGAGAUCAAUCAGAAAUAACUUUACAAAGUUGUCUUCCUUUAUUAAUAUUUAUUUACACAUAUGCAUACUAUUUUUCUACAUAUAAGUUUGGUUUCUCUGAGCACCACUGUGCAUAAUGUUUCAUCAAAAAAGGUUUGUUUGUUGGCUUUAAGAGCAGUUUGCCAUAUCCCUUUGACUUAAUCGCUUUCAAACUGUAGUGACUAGUUAACUCUGUUAACAUUCAGUAUCAUGUGCUGUGAAUUUCCACUUGACAAUACUCAGUUGAACUACAGUGUGUCAGGGACUAGUUUCCUGGCCUUGACAUUUUCAGCAGCCAUUGUUUUAGACUCUUUGUCUAGUUUCUGGUGGAUGUUUAAAGGGAAAUUCUUGAAAAGUUCCAAUAAUUGGAGCUGUACAAAUCUCAUGGUGGAUUGUGGCUCCUAAAGCCUCUUUGUUACUUUUGUGUUCACUCUACAAAGUUCAAUAUGUUAAUUGGAGUUAAAACAAGAAUUUCACAGAGAGGAUGCCCUUAAUUCCAAAGCUCAUCCACAAUUUCUACAGGGAUUUGGCUACACUAGUGAAUUUUGGAAGGGGGUAAGCUCCGUAUGUCAGCUUAUUAUGGAAGCUCUAGCUGCAUUUGUCAUUGAAUUUAUUGUGAUCUCAGUUGAAGAGAGAUUCUGAUAUUGGGAGGUUAAUACUGGUUGAACCAUAGUUAAAAAUAAUAAUCAAAAUAAAAAUGUUUUUAUUUUAAAUAUAUAUUGUUACCAGUCCCAGUUGAUGGCUACACCCUUAAAAGAACCAGACCACUUAACGGGACACUGUAGUCACUGUCUGGAGUCCCCUGGUAAUGUCAUUUCAUUCAGCAUUAAACCGUUUGAAUGCAUCAAUGCUAAACAAGAGUCGCCAGCAGGCCACCCCAUCGUUGCGGCUUUGGCUAGGGAGGAAGUAUUAGUCUGAGCAGCUGUGAUUGGCUGAGAGUGUCAGCUGACUGCUUCUAGCCUAUCAGAUCUCCAACUGAUUGUAUGACUACAAGGAAGUGUGCAAUCUCUGCCUUAGUCACACCUCCAGCUUGGGGAAGGACUGUGGGUGGCCAGAGACACUUAAGUGUUUAACUGCUUUUAUGCGUAUUAAUACUGAAUGCAUGAACAUUUCCAGGGUACUCGAGGCACUAAAACCAAUUCAAUGAGAUGAAAUGGUUACAGUGACUACAGCGUCCCUUUAAUCUCAGUAAAGUGGUCUGGGUACAGUCUCCCUUUAGUUUUAACCCUGCAAUGUAAAACAUUGGUAAUCUAAACAUCUAGCAGUUCACGAACACAUUUAUAUUCCUAACACUAUAGUGCCCUUUUAAACUGGCACUCUUCCUUAAUCACUACAGUUAAUUAUAGUCAUGGUGCAGAGUCUGUAGUUGCUGUGGCUGAUGUCAGUCCGUUUUUAAGCUUCACAGACUUUUUUGCUCUAUAAUCUCUACAAUGGGUUAGUGCAGGGUUAAGACUGCUUCUAGUGGCACUUCCUGCAUUUACACAAAUUUUAUCUCAUUGAAUUGAGUUGGAUGUCCUCACACUUUGCAUGAGGACGUCCAGCGACAUCACCAUAGGAAAGUAUUGAAUCAAUGCUUUAUGGGAAAGGCCUAAUGCAUGCGCAGCACUUGCUGCAUCCCCACUUUGCUGACAUAGGAGGAAAGAAGCAUGUGUUUAAACGUUGUUGGUUUUGUGUUUAUUUUAUUUUUUAAACCCUUUCCAUGCCCAGAGGUGGGGGUGGACAAUAGCCUUAUGGCUGAGGGUCACUAUAGCUUUAGGAAUACACUUUUGUGUUUCAAACGCAAUAGUAUUCCUUUGAAGGAAUAUUAUGAGUGCCAGAAAGACAAAGUUGUGUUUCUGCCACUAUAGCUCCCUUUAUUAUUCUGAACAUAGUGCACCUGUGCUGAAAACUCUUUAAUGCAGUUCUGGAUAAAAUGGGAGAAUUACGAUCAAGUUGUAUCUUCUCUUGGAUGAACUCAGCCCAACUCUACCUUUACCGAGGAGACUGCUUAAAUCGCUUCACUGAAACCUAGCUCUUUGUAUAAACUAGAUAAAACUCUCUAAAAGUCUGGAUAUCCGACUCCUUUUUUUUUUUUUUUAAUUUCCAGAAAUGUGACAUAAGUAGAAUCUUCCUGUAAUGCUGGAGUUGAAAGCAUUAUUGUAUGAUUAUUUUUUUUGUUAAAACAUUAAUAGACAUAGUUGGUUAAAGAACUGUAAGUUACAAAAUUGCCAUAGUAUGCGUUGAUGUAUGUACUGAGGUGAACAGUGCUCACACUUACCUCCCCAGUGUUUAGAUGUAAUCUCUUGAUGUUCUAGGCACAUCCUUUUGGAUUGAAAUAUAUAUUUUUUUAAAUAUUUAAAUCCAUAGUUUUUUUUGUGUAAGCUUGCAAGUUGUCCAAAAACCCACAAAGUGACAAUUUACCUUUAAAAUUGGUGAUGUCUUGGAUAAAUUAUACAAAUCCAAUGAUACAUUGUGCUAGGAAAAAUGCCAGCAGAUGUGUGAAUUAAAUAUUGUGCAUGUUGACAUCCUUAACCUGGCUAAUUUUGCACAUUUGCUUAGAUGACAUUGUUAAAAUGCAUGCGCAGCUACAAUAUUUGUAGAUUUAUAUGUCCUUGCUCUUGCAUAAAUGUGCAAGCUACUAUUUUAAGGGGACUUUCCAGGGUGGAUUUACCACCAAUUUAUUUGUAUAGCCUAAUGGAAUGCAUUUCAGAUAAAUAAAAAUAUUCCCCCGAAUGCCCCUUGUUUGUAACUAAUCCACAGCCCUUCUGCACGAACAGUUACAUUGUGAAGAAAGUAUAUUUAUUUUCACUGUAGCUCCUUUAAAACAUUGCUGCUUUGAAAGCGAACAUGUUCUUGAUUACAAUUAUUGGCUGAAUUAUAUGUUAAUGGUACUGCUAUGUAGGACAUAUGACUGCAUUGCUGCUCUCUGAAGGAGAAAAUGCUGUGCUCUAUGUUUGAUGACUAAUUGAUGAUACACUUCCAAAGUUUCACAAUGAAGUAUAGAGGAAGUGCUGCAAUCAGCUUUUCAGAAUAGUAUUUCAUCAAACUAACCAGAAAUAAAAAGGUUUCAAAAAGCACACCAUGCAAUAUAAAAGGGAAAACCUAAAUUUAACCCGAGCAAACUUAAGCCCUACUGAGCGUUGCACUGGUAUAGAGAGGCUGGGCCAGGAAUGACCUCAAAUUCUGGCCCGGAAUCACUAAGCAGCGCAUGAGGUAGCCGAGCAAGAAGAUAAUAGGUCCCUUGCUGCCCGCCUACAGAGCUAUUAGUUGGCCGUCCACCUCGGAGGGUACAGGCUUACAAAUCCCAGGCAGGUUUGUUGAGCCCUGUCUUAGUGUGUGUGUGUGUGUGUGUGUAAAAUAUAUACAUAUAUAUCUCCAUUUACAAGGUAGGAGAUAAACACUUUUUCUAAGGUAAGUUAACAUCUCAUUGAAAAGUACAUAUCAAAUCGGCUUUGUUUUCCUGGCACUAUAGAAUCCCUUUAAGAAUUAAGGAAGCCAGUCUGCUUUUGGAAACCUUCAAUUCAACCAAAUUCUUUUGAACAACCAGAACUCUUCCAAGAGCUUGCUGCUCGGCCAUAUUGAGCAAUUGGAAAUAAGCGCAUUGGUAAGAUAGAUGACCAAGAAACCAGGAGUCACUCUUGGUCAGCUCCGAGGAUUUAAUGAGAUGGAAGACAUUUGCGGAAGGACAUCAGUCACUGUAACACUCCACUGAUCUUAGCCUUUAUGGCAGGCUUGCCAGAUGAGUCUCUCCUCACUGCAAGACACAUUUAAACCCACUUGGAUUUUGCAAAACAAAGCAUCUAAAGGACUUGAAAUACAAGAUUCUCUGGUCUGGUGAAAAGUAAUAUGAACUGUUUGACAUUAAUUCAAACUAUCAUGUCUGGUGGAAACUGCUCAUCACCUGCAUAGUACCAUUCUAGCAGUGACACAUGGUGGUGGUAGCAUCCUGUUUUGCAGUGUUUUUCAGCGGCAGGGACUGGGAGACUGGCCAGACCUUAGGAAAAGCAGAGUGCAGCAAAAUUCAGAGAUAUUCUAAGUAAACACUUGGUCCUGAGUGCUCAGGAACUCAAACUGAGAUAAAAAUUCACCUGCCAAAAAGGACACAGCCAAGACAAUGCAAGAGUGUCUUAGGGACAAGUCUGUGAAUGUACUUGAGUAGCCCAGCCAGACACUCACUUAAACCCAAUCGAUAUCUGAAAAUUGCUAUUCGCCAACUGUCCCUAUCCAACCCGAGAACUUGAAAGAAAGAGAAAUAAUGAGAGAAACGGCACGAAUCCAGGUGUUCAAACUUGUCACAUAAUACCCAAAAAGACUUGAGACUAAUUGCUGCUACAGGUGCUUCAACUAAGUACUGAGUUUAAGGGUCUGAAUACUUAUGUCAGUGAGAGAUUUCAUUUUUUCCUGUUUUUUAAUGGAUUUGCAUUGCUGUCAACAACCCACCCCUCUCCCCCUUGUCAUUAAGGGGGUAUAAUUAAGUGUGGAUUGACGUUAAAAGAAAAAAAUACAGCUGUUACAUUAAAAAAAAUAGUAUUUCAGAAUACUUUCUGAAUGCACUGUAUCUAUUUAUGUAUUUGUUCUGCAAUUGACUUCUGAAUUUUGUCCUACUUGGACAUGAUUAUUUUGCUCACCCCCUAAGCACAGUGAAAUUGGUGUCUCUAAUUUAGCAGUAGGCAUUUUCACAUUGUGAUCUCAGGUUACUGAGGUUAGUGUCAAACUGUUUGGAAAUGGUCCGAAUCCUUAGUAUGAGAAUGCCUGGGGACUUAUGGCACUGUAACCACUGCACUGUGUAGCUCUAUGACAACUUGUUCUGACUCCUAAAAAUAUAAAACCACCUUUGUACCUGUAAAUAAUGUAUACAUGAAAAUAGUAAUCUUUGCACUGUUCAUUUAGCAAGGCUAUUUUUUUUUUCUUUCCCUGUGUGUUUUUUAAUUUUCUUUCUGUGUACAUUGGUGUUUAAAUCAUUGCAUUUCUGUCUGUGCCAAUAUCUUAAUACAUUGUCUGCUAAUGUCUUGUAUAGAUGAUAUACUUAUUUAUAUUGAAGAAUCAAGCACCAGAUUGAAAUAUAUAUUUUCACAUAUUAUUUGUAGAUUUAAGCCACAGCAAAACAUUAUAUUUAUUUUAAUUAUUUCUGUAUUGAGAUAAAACCAAAGCAUCCAUUCCUUCCUCAUAUUUAAAGUGCAACCAUCCUUGGGCACUGUCACUGAAUUGUGUGUGUGUGUGUGUGUAUAUGUGUGUGUGUAUAUAUAUAUACACACACACAUAUACACACACACACACACACAAUUCAGUGACAGUGCCCAAGGAUGGUUGCACUUUAAAUAUGAGGAAGGAAUGGAUGCUUAUAUAUAUAUAUAUAUUCCACCUGGUUUUAUAUCUUGGUCUCUCAGGCACAUGUGGUCCUUCUGAAAUAAACAGAAGACCCCAAAGCUUUAGCAAAUUCAUUUGAAAAUGGUUUGCCUCCUUACCAUGGUAUGACGCCAUGGGAUUCUAGCAACACAACCACUAAUGCACCCUUUAAGAUUGGGUAGAAAACCACAAAUUGAGAGGCAGUGAAACAUCCAAGUUAAGCCACAUUUUCAAAAUUAAGCAAAUGGUGCCUACAGCUUGUUGUAGCAUGUUGAAAUUUGGAAUCUUCAGGCCCCCAGGAAGAGAUUAUUUAAUCUCAAAGGGGGAAAGGCGAAAUGCCUGCAAGUUCCAGCACUGCUCCUUGAUAAUGGCAGACUGAUCAUACUUGGAAAAAAAUACAAAAUAUCAAUAAAUACGAAGAGUAAAAUAAAAUUGCUUCUACUAGUGUUAAAUACACUAACCACUAAGUAUAUUCCAAAAACCAAUAUCUGGAAAACUGAUUUAUUUCGUGUGUGUGUGGUGUUAUAAACCUGGCUGGAGGAUUGCUUCCGGGGUUUUUAAUGCUAUAUAAAUAUGCACUGCUGCAAACAUUUAAUUUCUUUUAGCCACUUUUCUUUUUUGUCAAUCAAAUUUUAUUAGGAUUUAUCGAAGUGUUACAAGCAUAAGUAUUGUACAGCAAUGUGGAAGAAAAUAGUGCUUCACAAUUCCGUUCUUGUACAUUAUACAGCAUGUCGUGUUAAGGCUUGUUCUCAUGGGUUAUUUCAAUAGCGGCCCGCCUCAUUCAUGAGGCGGUGUGGUAUGUGAGAUAUGUUGUCUUUAGUUAGUGAGUUAGUGUUAUGAAAUCGUCUUUCUACGGUGUAUUCUCGCUUGGAGUGAGAGCCCCUGAAGUGAGUUGUUUCUGGGGUACCGUCUCUGGCUGUGCAGAGCUCCCCUCCCCUUCCCCCCAUCCUCUCUGUCUACGGUCAUGGUCGUCCGGGCCGUAUAGUGGGUGAUGUGUUGGUCAGUGGCUGAGCUUGGUAUGCUGUCGGUCUCUAUCGCACUCUGUCCCUCGGGUUCAACCCAGCAGGUGUAGGGUGCGUUGGUGCCUUGUGAGUAACCGUGAAGUGGUUGCCCCGGUUUGGGGGCCCUCUAAUACUGCAGCUAGGUCCCCUCUAGGCGUAUGUCCCCUUUAUCCAUUGUUGUCCUGUGGAAUAUCGUGGCUAUUGUGUAUGUGUUAAUCAUUGUGAGGCUUCCUUUGAUGGAUCUACUCUUCGUCUUGUCUCCCCAAGGUUUAGUAUCCUCCGUGUCGUAGUGCCUUGUGGUGCGAGUGUCUGGGUUUGUGCUGUCCCCAGCUCCCUUCCUCCGUGUUGGAUGGCGGCUUUCGCCGCGCCUUUGGUGUCAGGUGGCGUGUGGGGCUGGGGCAGUCUCCCAUUUGUGUGCUACUCCGUGUUACUGAGUUAGGGGAGUCGACGUAUCUCUGAAUUUACUCCCGUAGUUCUGUGUCUGGGCCGUCCGUGGUCCUAAGCGGGAGUUCGGCUUUCUUGGGUUAGGGUGUGUCAGUGGACCUGUCAGUCCGAGUUCUAGGGAGUGGUUCAGGUGUUGCCUUCCCUGUCGGGGGUAGUUCUUUAGGAUGGUCGUGUGGUCAGUCUAUACUAGGUCCCCCCCAGCCCCCCCGAGGCGAGCGCCGCCCCCCCCCCACGCGGUCUCGCCACCCCCGCUCUCUUGGUCACAUAGUCCAUCCAUGGGUACCAUGUCAGCGCACAUUUUUCCGCCCGUCCCUGCAGUGAAGCCGUCAUCCGUUCCAUGUUGUAGAUGUCUUCCACCCUAGCGAUCCACUGUUCUAGCGAGGGGGUCAGCGUGGUUUUCCAGUGUGUGGGGAUAAGCGUCUUAGCCGCCGUAAGCAGGUGUAUAGUGAGCCCUCUUUUGUAGGCUGUCAGUGGUGUGUGCGUAUGGUUGAGCAACAUCGGCAGGGGCUGUAGCGGAAGUUCAGUGCCUGUGAUAUCUACUAUUGUGCGGUUUAUCGUUCGCCAGUAGGGGGCUAUAAGGGGACAUGUCCACCAGAUGUGGUAUGCUGUGCCCCUUUCUGUUCCGCAUCUCCAGCAGUCGUCAGGGAUCGUGUCAUGAAUAUGUCCUAGGAUAUCCGGGGUCCUGUACCAAUGCGUUAGAAUUUUAUAGUUGCACUCCUGGUACUUUGAGCUUAUGUUUCCCUUAUGCGACAGUAGGAAGAUUUUGUUCCAUUCCACGUCCGUGAGCUCUGUCCCCGUCUCUAUUUCCCACCGCCUCGUGAAGCCCAAGGCGUCCUUUUCUCCGCUGUUCAUUAGGGCGGUAUACAGAGUUGACACGCCAUGUGUGAUGUGUUGCCGGGCCGUGCAUAGUUGUUCCAGAUACAAGAGGGGGCGGUGUACGUGAUCCUUCCCCUUGAUAGUGUUGUAGUAUGCUUUGAGCUGGUGGUAAUGAAACUCGUCUAGUCUGGUAGGUCUACAGUCUCGUACCAGUUCUGUCAAGGGUCUCAGGCUCCGGCCGCUGCACCAUUGGUGUAGAUAGACCCAAUCCGUCGCUUGAAAAUUUUUAAGGGCAGUAGGAGUUAGUCCAUCGGCUAACUGGGGGUUGUUGGUUAUGGGUGUGAGCGGGUUGGGAGAUGUGGUAAGCUGCUUGGUGUAUCUUAUUCCGCACCAGACCCCAAGGGUGGCGUCUAUCAUUGGGUUGCCUGUGCGUAUUUCUCUAAGCGUAGCCUCUCCCAACCAUAGCACGGCGGGGAUCUUCCCCUGUGCUUGUUGGAGCUCCAUGUCCACCCAUUGUUUAGCGUUGGGGUUGGCAUGCCAGUCCACCAGUCUAUGUAGGUGAGUUGCCUGGUAGUACAUGAGUACGGACGGGAGUCCCAUGCCUCCGUCACACUUUGGUCGCUCCAGAAUCGUUCUCCGAACCCUUGUGGGCUUUUUGUUCCAGACAAACUGUCUAAUGUCGGUCGUUAGCCUCUGGAAGAAGACUCUAGGAACAGUGGUAGGCAGUGUCUGAAAUAAGUAUAGAACGCGCGGCAUGAUGUUCAUUUUUAUAGCGCUUAUGCGGCCGAACCACGAUAUGUACUUGGACGUCCAUCGUUUUAAGUCUUGUUGUAACGAUGCAAGGAGAGGAGUGAAAUUCAGUUGGUAGAUCUGCGCGAGCUCUUUCGGCAGCCAGACACCGAGGUAUCGGAGCUUUGUUGUGCAGAUUUUGAAUGCGAAGUGUGUUUCAAAGUGCCUUGUCAGGGUCAGGUUUUGUGCCACCGGCAUUGCCUCUGAUUUUUCUAGGUUAAGUUUUAGAUUUGAGACUUUGCUGUAUUGUUUGAACGCCUCGAGCAAAUUCGGAGUCGAGAUUCUAGGUUGUUCCAGGAAGAAGAGCAUGUCGUCCGCGUAUGCCGCGACCCGGUGUUCCGUUCCGCCCAGGCGAGUCCCCGUUAUGCCCCCGUCCUGUCUGACCGCCUCCAGAAACGGUUCGAGAGUGAGGGCAAACAGAAGGGGUGACAGAGGGCAUCCCUGGCGGGUACCAUUGUGGAUGCUAAAUGGUUUUGUCAGUGCUCCAUUGACCCGAAUGCGCGCCGUUGGGACCGUGUAUAAUGCGGCCACCCAUGAUCGUAUGUGGGUGCCAAAGCCCAUGUGGCGUAGCGUCUCAGCGAGGAACGUCCAGUCCACUCUGUCAAACGCCUUUUCGGCAUCCGUCGACAGGAGCACUACCUCCCGUUUUCCAAUCUUGGCCGCGUGUAUGACAUUGAGGGCUCUGAUGGUGUUGUCCCUGGCCUCCCUCCCGGGUAUGAAGCCGACUUGGUCGAGGUGUAUCAAGUCGGGCAGGAGAUGUGAGAUCCGUAGUGCCAUUGCUUUUGCGAAUAUCUUCAGAUCCGCAUUUAGUAAGGAAAUUGGGCGGAAGCUGGCGCAGUUCGUGGGGUCUUUACCCUCUUUUGGGAGGACCGUGAUUGUGGCUCUCAAGGUGUCCGUAGGGAAGUGGCCAUCCGUUUGAAUUGAGUUGAGGCCCGUGAGAAGUCUCGGCAAUAGGAUGUCUCUGAAGGUGCGAUGGUAUGAUAGCGGUAGUCCGUCUGGGCCUGGUGCCCGGUGCGGCUUUGAGGCUUUCAUGGCGCCGGCCAGUUCUUCAAUCGUCAGAGGUUGGUCCAGCUCCGCAGCCUGUUCCGGGGUAAGUUUUCUGGCCACAUGAUUUUCUAGGUAUGUCCGGACUCGGUCCUUAUGACGCUGUUCUGCGGGGCCCUCCCGGGCUCGAGCUUGCGCGUAGAGUGUCGCAUAGUACUCUUGGAAGGCUUCGAGGAUGCCUUCUGGUAAGCGCGUGACUUCUCCCUCUCGCGUGUGUAUUUUAUGGAUGUGUUGUGCCCUCCUCUUGUCUUGUAGCAUUUUCGCCAGCAACCUGCCGCUCUUAUUGGAAUGUUCGUAGAAGAAUCUGGCUGAUUUUCUAGCUGUGUGUAGUUGUCCCUGUGAUAGUAUGUCUCUAAGUUCUCUGCGAGCGAUCGUGAGGUGUAGGUAUGUGCCUUCUUCCAGCGUGUGUUUAUGUUCGUAUUCUAGUUCGGCUAUGCGCUUCGUUAGCGUGAUGAGGCGUGCGGAUCGGUCUUUUUUGCGUCUAGUGCUCUCUGCGAUGAGACGGCCCCUGAUGACGCAUUUAUGCGCUUCCCAGAGUACCAGUGGGGAGGUCUCCGAAUUCUCGUUGUCAGCGAAAUAUUGGGUCAGGGCGUCGAUAACCAUAGCCUUAAGUGCGGGGUCAUCCAGCAGGGAUUCGUUGAGUUUCCAUUGUCUUUCUCGAGGUUUAAACAGUGGAGAACUGAUGUGCGCCACCACGGGCGCAUGGUCGGAAUAGUCCAGUAGUUCGAUGUCGGCUUUGUGCAGUAGGUUCAGAUAUUCUUGCGCUAGAAAUACAUAAUCAAUGCGGCUGUAGUGUGAGUGGACCGCUGAAUAGUGGGUGUAGUCACGGUCGUCUGGGUGGCUCACCCUCCAGCUGUCCACCAGCCCCUGCCUGUUCAGUACCCGCAUUAUUUUGCAUACGCAGUGCGCUGGUACCGCGCUCACACCUCUGGAGGUGUCCAGACGGGGGUCUAGCGGUACGUUCAAAUCUCCCGCCAUCACCAGCAUACCUUCCCUGAAGCUUUCCAGUUUAGCUAGUGUCCUGCUGAUGAAGGUGUGCUGCCGUCUGUUGGGGCUAUAUAUGGUAACGAAGGUAUACGUGUAGUCGGCUAUAGAGCCUUUGAUGAAAAGGUAGCGCCCAUUGGGGUCUGUCAUUGCCGCCUUGAGCUGGAACGGUACUGUAUGUGCAAACAAUAUCGCCACCCCUGCCUUUUUCGCGUCCGGGUGGUUCGCGUAGAACCCUAACGGGAAGCGACGGUUCUCUAAUUUGGGAGCCUCGUUGCCUCUGAAGUGCGUCUCCUGUACGAACGCCACCGACGCCCUCGCUGUCCAGAGCUUGCUGAGUAGGCGUGUGCGUUUCUCCGGCACAUUGAGACCCUGGACAUUAUUCGACCAGAGCGUUAGUGGGGCCGGCGCGAAACACUUUGUAGUUGCGGCCGCAGCGAGGGGGCUGCCCCGCCCCGGGGAGGGCAUGGAGGGGAAGGAGAGAGAGAGAGAGAGAGAGAGAAAUAUGUUGUCAGUGGUAUGUCCGGUGUGUGUCCGUCCGGUUGUCUGAGGGUUGGGUUCAGGGGAGAGUGUGGUGUGACUUUGUCCCGGUACCGGUUACGGUCGUCACAGGGUCAGAAAUAUGCCUGUAUCCCGCGACCCCGGUAUUAUAUACAGAAGGGUCUGUCACAGUGAGGUUCAGUGUAGCCACCGAGGGAGGUAAGUUAUCGGUUGUACUUGUGUCCAGUCUACGAACUCCCCUUAUGACUCCCAACCUGCGGGUGCUAUAUGCAUUGUGUUAAGUAGCAGGUCUUAGUUGUGGGGGUAUCUUGACGUCCGCCCUAUUGUACCUAUGUGCUGACCCAGUCCAUAUAGGGGUGUGAACAGGAGUUGGUACUUGUUGUGUGUCCGGCUGGACCCGCCCCUCCCCCCUCCUCGGCCCCUCCCAGUGUGUUCCCGCUCCUCGAGUUGGCUGAAGUGUUCGCCUCCGCCCCCUAGUUCCCCUGGCCUUCCUGUACACUACCCUGUGUGCUCCACCGGAGUACCCUCCCAGACAAGGCCUGCUUCUGGGGUGUCGAACUGGGUGUCCUUACCCUAGGGUGGGAUGGGUGACCUCAGGGUGCCCUAGCUCCAUACCCCAGGUCUCUGUCUCCCCGCCCCCUUCUCCCGUCGCCCCCUGGAUCCGCCUUUGCUGCCUUACCUAGUGUGUGUAGCAAUUGUGUGUUUGCUAGUAGCUUGCUAUGCUAUGUGUCUAUGAAACCACGUGUAAACUAAACAUGCUGUCAUUAACUUUGAACUGUUAGGCCUCUGCGGCGGCCCACGCCUUUCCUCUUCGCCUGCCUCCCUCUGUUGAUCGUUCAGCUUGGGUCGCCACUUACACCCCGACCUGCCCCCGCCCCUUCCCUCCCGCAAAGCCCCUCAUGCCUGUAAGAUACCCGUGAAAUUGGGGCAGUGUUCAAGUUCGUAUUCAGCUGCGGCCCUCUUUGCAUCCCGGCCCUCCCGGCGGGCCUGAUCCCAGACCCCUGCAUGCGUGCCCUGUGUCUCGUGCCCCACCCCACCUCAAGGGGACCCCGGGUAAAAAGCCAGUGGACCCCUCUAUCGGUUGGUCUCCCCCUCCCCACUGCGCUUCUCCGUGCAGGCUCCGUCCCUCCCAACCUGUGGGGAUCCCCUGGUGGCUUUUCCCUUAGGCUGAGGGGUGAGAGACUAAAUUAACCGGGCUCCCGAGUCAGUACAUACCCGCCUGGUUACGGCUGGAGACCUUUAGAGGGCGAGGUGAGUGCUGCCGGCUUACAUGUGUGCGCUGGUGCAGCUGGGGUACCAGGGCGGGCAUCUUGUGCGGGGGUGGCUCCUUAGCUGGUACUAUUCUUCGGGGCCCUCGGGGCCUCCUCGUCGCCGUGGAGUCCCUGGGCGCGGGCGGAGGUUGUGCGCUGCGUCUGACGGUCCAGUUGAUCGGGCCGGAGGGUUAUCUAGGAUCCAGUUUGGGACCGGUACUUCAGGUAAGCCGGCCGUCCGGAGGAAGCGGGGAACGUCGUUGGGCCAACGAAUAACAUGCCAAAUGUUCCCGAUUUUGGCCUGGAGGCUAAAAGGGAACCCCCAUUUGUAGAUUAUUCUCCUUUCUUGCAGGAGGCGCGUUACUGGCCUCAGGGCCCGUCGGGCGUCCAGCGUGAUAAUGGAUAGGUCCUGGAAGAGGGAGAUCUCGGCAUCCAUGUAGGUGACAUGUGGCCGUGCCCUGGCGGAUCUCAUAAGGGCCUCCUUCAGUUGGAAUGACACCAGGGAGCAGACUAUGUCUCUGGGUUGACCGUCUCUCCUGGGGGCCCUCAGGGCUCGAUGUGCCCUUUCUAUGCCGAAUUCUUGUGGGGCCAGGUCCCCCAGGAGGUGCGUAAAUAGGCCCGUGAGGAUCUCCUGCAGGUUUUCCCCCUCCGCCUCUGGCAGGCCCCGGAUUCUGAUGUUGUUCCGGCGGCCUCUAUUGUCCAGCUCCUCAAUUUGCCGGCGUAGGUCCAGGAGAAUGUUGCCCUGCCUCGUGGUGGCCAGGUCCGCGGCCUGCUGAUGCUGUGCGGCCUGCAAUUGCGUUUCUUCCAGGGUAUCCACCCUCUGUUCCAAUGCAGCGAGGUCGUUGCGGACUGCUGCCACUUCUUCCCUUAUGAUUGCGCGCAGCUCAGCCACCAUUUCAGUUUUGUCUCUGCGAGUCAGCAUGCUUGCGGAGAUCGCAGCCAGGUCGGCCGAUAUCUGUGAUAGGGUGCCUACUGCGGGCGAGUCCUGUGCCGAUCCCAUCACACUCGAGCCUGGGGAGGAGGGAGUCUGCAUGCUCGGGUCCCCGGAGCCCCGGAGGUCGGGCGGCACUGACAGGAAUUCGUCCAUCGGGCCCGGCGUCUGCCGCGCCGGGGUCGCUCCGGGUGGUCCUGCGGCAGUUAGUCGCUUGUUUUUCCCCAUUUGUGCAGUUUUGUAGAAAAAUAUGGCUUGUGUAUUUGGGCUUAGCAGGUUGGGGCCUAGGAGCUCGAGUUAGGUGCGUCUUACUCCAUUGGUAGUCAGGCCACGCCCCCCCACUUUUCUUUUUUAUUGUCCGUAUUAAAUAUAUUAUAUAAAUAUAUUUUUGUCAAUAUACUGAUUAAUUUUUGUUUUAUUAUUUUUUUUUUUUAAUACAUAAUUCUGUAUUUGCUUGUUUUUUCAAGGCCUCUAUUCCACCUCAAACUGCUUUAGUUUGCCAAGCAGCAUUAAAUAUCUAAUUAGUAUUCAAAUUAAGGAUGUUUGUUAGAAAGAAAUCUGCAUGAUUAUAAUUUAUGUAAGUGUGCCAAUUAAUUAUGAUACAGUGGAAUGCUAAAUUUAUAAAUGCCAAUAUUAUUAACUACCAAAUGUCCAUAUUGCAUUCAGUGUCCCCUGCUGUUCAUUUUACUAAAUUCCUGCACUUGUAGCCAGAGCUGAAUUUGUAUUUUUUGUAUUGAAGUCUGUGGAUGUCACAUUUAUUCGUUCCUAAAUGUAAAAAUGCUUUUUUUUUUUUUUCUCAUAUACUUGCAUUCAGUUCAGUUUACCCAUAUUUCCCUUCGCCAGUGAUAAACUGACUUGUCCACAAACAAUGCAGUGCUAAAGUUAGGUUAAGGUUGUAUGUGAAACGCCUAUAAAACAUUUGCAGGGCAAGCCUGUACAUACACUGUAAGUGAUGUCUCAUAAGUAUAACUUAAAGAGGAAGCUAAGUCAGGGGAUAGUUUUAAAGUGCUGAAUAUUUUAAAAUAUGUUAAGAGAACAGGUAUGAGCCGGACAUGGGUUUCUUGCACCAUAACCGCUACUAAAAAUCUUAAGUGACUGUGAUCUGUGCUUCUCACUGCUACUGUAACAUGCUGACAUGGUUGAUAGCAUUGAUAAAGAUCAAUUAGUGGUCAGUUGGACUUAAAGGAGCACUAUAGGGUCAGGAACACAAACAUACUUCUGACCCUAUAGUAUUAAAACCAACAUUCAACCCCCCCCCCCAACCACCACUCCCCUUUAGGCAGUGUUAGAACAUGUCUUAUUUGCAACUCUCCAUAGGUCUGCAGGUGCUGACUCCACCCCAAUCCACCUCUUUGGCUGACAUCAUUCACAGGGAAAGCAUUAGUUUGGCUGAGAUUGGCUAGGGCUUUUUGGUCCCACCCCCGUGACAAUCAUCUUCUCCUCAUAGAGGUGCAUUGAAUCAAUGUAUUUGUGGGGAAAGUUCAGCUGCUGAACGUCAGCAGCACUGCCCCAGGAAGUACCUCUAGUAGCCAUCUGAGGAGUGGCCAGUGAAGGUAUCCCUAGGCUGUAAUGUAAACACUGCAUUUUCUCUGAAAAGACAGUGUUUACAUUAAAAAUACUGAAGGGACUGAUUAUACCGACCAGAACAAAUACAAUAAACUGUAACUAUUCUGGUGACAAUCGUGUCCCUUUAAGUCUAUUGCUGAGAUAAAUAUGCAAUAAGUGUGAAAGUCCCUGUGUGAGGGAUUUUAUUCAUUUCCUGUUUCUCCUGCAAUCUGUGCAGCAUUCUCUAUUGAUUUACAUUAUUUGAUCACCACACUUGGCAAAUAGAACAGUUAUGUUACAGCUAUUAAGAAGUUAGCUUUUUUUUUCUACCCUUAGUUAAGCAAAAAAAAACUUGAAAUGGUAAUUGUGUAACUUGUGUCUGUUUUUAUAUUCGGACACUUGUAACAGAACUUGAAUAGCUACAUGAAAGAGAUAUAUAUUUUUUGUUUGUUUCUUUCUUUUUGGAGGAGCAGUUUCUUCUUAGGGGCGGGAAUGGAGACUAGUCCCACUUUAGACAACCAAACACACCCUAAGCAGUUUCCUUCGUUUGCACUUUUGUUAAAUCUUGCUAUUCUGGGCCCUGUAAUCAUAACCACAUGGUUUUUCUGUACUUAUUUCUUUUUUUCUUUCUUCAGGAGGAAGUGUUUAGCAUUAAGAACUGCACUAGAUUUUACAUUACUUGCUGUGAUUUAACCAUCUCUUUCUUGACCAUUUUAAUCAGAUCAUUUUAUUAUAAGGCAUGUUCCAGUCACCAAAGGUGCAAGAAUAUUGCUCAUAGAGCAUCAUAAAAAACCCCCAGAAGGAAUUGUUUCAUCUUGACAUUCAGACGUCUAAUUAUGUUAAUCAAAUACAUCUAGUUCAACUGUACGAUUCUUAAAAGCUGUAACUGAGGAGGUUUCUUAUUACCAGAGAGAGAAUGUGAUGUUUAAUCACUAGAGUCAAUUGCUUUAUUUGUAGAAGAAAUUGAUAUUGUUCUUUGCUCUGGAAAAUGACUUUGACACACUCCUUCUAGUAUGACUUGAAAUGAAAUGGUGAUGCUAACUAGUACUGGUACAAAGCCUGGAAAAUUCAACAGUGUAAACUAUCCUCUUCUUUUCCUUUUUUUUUAUCUUUGGAUAAAGUACCGCAGCCUCAUCUCUCAAUUAAUGUUUACCGGUUAUGGUACAUACAAAAUUAUUUUUAAGUGAUAGAGCAAUAGAAUUUCUGCAUACCCAAUAGCUAAUUAAAAUCUAGCUGUGGAUUUAUUGUUGUUGUCCCUUAAAGCCCAGCACUGAUUAAAAUGCCUUGGGGCUCUGAGGGGUCUCUCAAUCACUAGAUCCAGUAACGGAAUCUCUGUGCAGUGUUUUCUGUGGAUUGCAAGGGCUAUAUGCAGUUCUGACUUUCAGCACUGCAUGCAGCUCAUCAAAAAGUCUACGGCCACUAAAAUAGCCCCAGGUAUCUGAUACCUGGGCUUCCUGGAGUGAGCAGGAAUCUAACCUUGCUCAUACUGCAUUGCUGUCUAUGGGGAUUUAAAUUCCAUUUGAAAGAGCUGCAUGCAGCUCUUUAUCAAUCUAAUUUCCGCAUGCAGGUUACUUAUCAGUCUGUGGUCACUAAAAAUGCAUCCAGCUGACAGGGGGGAGUACCAGGUACAACAAUGGGAUUAAAGUCACAAUUUAAUUUCCUGAUUGCUGUGUUCACUUUGAGCUCUGGAGACAGAGCAUAGGUUUUUCUUUGGUCACUAAUUCUUUCCCCAGGGAUACCUGGGGUUCCUUGGUAUCAGUAGGGAUUUAACCCCAGUUUGUAUUUUACUGCUUUACGGUCUAUGCCAUCACUGGUCAUUAAAGCCCUGCACUGCAUGACGGCAUAGACUGUCUUGUGGCCCAUAAGUGGUUAAAUUGUUUAUUAUUAUUAUUAUUGGCAUUUAUAUAGUGCCAACGUAUUCUGCAGCACUUUGCAAAUAUCCAGAGGAAAUUUGACAGUAAAUGAGACCAUUACAAAAUGUUGCAGGAAAAGUAGAUUGAGGACCCUGCUCAAAUGAGCUUAAAAUCUGGAGUGCAAGCAGUAGUAGUCUGUUUUAGGAGCCAUGGCUGUUGCAAAGUUGGCAUUAUCUUUACAUAAUUCUUCUGAAGUUUUGUGAUUCUUGGGUGCAAACCACUGACCACUCGAGUAGGUUUUUUUUUUUUUUUGUGUGUGUUCCUUUGUUGCUAUGUUCAUUAUAUGCUGUGAAAUGCUAACAAAUGCAAAACCCAUCAAGGCUUUGUUUCUGUCCUGUUGCCGUGUGUAUAUACAUAGUUAUAGCAUUUCUGUUCUGCCUAGCAACUGUCAAAUGAGAGGUGAGCUGAAUGGACUGCCAUGCAAUGAGCAUUCCAUAAAAUUCUCACAUUUGAUGUAAAUUCAGCAGUCUGCUAAUAUUGUUUUCGCUAGUAAAGGGAUAAAUCGGCAACCCAAUCUACGCGUCGGUGACAAAAAUUUACUUCUACUGACACAACAUAAGAUUGCGGCCCCUUCCUAAAGCCAUGGACUUUGGCAGGGCAAUACGGUACACACAAUCCCUAAAUAAAGCAGAUCCGGAAACAAUAUCCAAUUUACCUUUUUACCUCUAUUUUUCCCCCCCUUUAUUUGGAUUUCAUUUGAGAACAAAAAUGAAUUUUCUGAAUAACUUUUCCAUCCCCAUAGUUAGUUUGUUUGGCUGUGUGUAGAGGUUGAAGUGUGUGUGUGUUGGUUAUGUAUAGUGGUUGUAGUGUAUGCAUGUGGUGCAUGCUGGGCAUCUGCAGUGUGUGGAUCUCCAUUUUUUUUUGUUGUCAACCCCUUGUUACUUAGUAGGUGGGAGAGGGCUGUAUUGUUCCAUGUGGUCCAUUGGAGGAGCGUGUAGUCUGCACCACCCCUUUAUUCCCCGAGUCAGAGUACAACUGCCAGGCUUUCCAGGCUGUGUUCAUAGCGAUCCAUGAUCUCAGCAAAUACAAUGCUUUCCAAUUGGAAAUCAUUGAGAGGCUAGUGUCUCUGAAACCAUCUGAUUUAAAAUAGCAGGGUUUUACUUGGCUGUUUAUGCAGAAGAGCCUCUCGUUGCUGUCAGCAUGAUAGACUAGAAGCAUUGAAACACUACACUAUGAAUAUUUCCGUUCCUGUAGGAUGGCAAUGUUUGCAGUUCCAAAGUUAAAAACUAGAGGGACAUGUCAUCCAGACCACUUCAUUGAGAUGAAGUGGCCUGGGUGCCUAUAAUUUCCCUGGAAAGCCUGAAGUUAAGCUAAUAAAGAUUUAGGCACACAUACUUUGGUAAUACGUUUCCAACUUUUGGUAAAUUUACCAAAAAAGUGUGUGUUCACUAUUUUUUGUAAAUUACAUAUUUGAUUAAAUGAAAUCUUUAUGGUUUUUACAUAAAUCGACAUUUGUAAGCAUAAAACAUCUUAAUUUACCUGCUCAAGUCCAACAUUAUAGCGUGGCCUUUUACUCCUAUCUGCUUUUUUACUGUUUGCUUUGGCCAAAUAUUUGUUGUCAGAUUAUGCUAAACUAAUUGGAGCAAAAAUGUUCACCUUGAAUGUCAUACAUUUUUCUUUGAUAUUGCUUUUUUUCUCUGAAAGUUCCGAAAGGCAAAAAGGUGGGGACCCUUUUCACUUACUGAAAACACAAUAAUCUCUUAAUAAUCUUAUUCAAAAAAGUAUGUGCUGCUUACUGGCUGUAAUCUUGAAUAAACAUUUUUUGAAAUAAUUAUACAAGUAGAAAGGUGUGAGAUGUCUUGAUUGCUAUAGGGGCCAUGUUUUCACAUCAGAAGUAUGAGGAGCUGUUUUAUUAUUUUUUUUUAAUUCCUCCAUUAAUUUACAUUUAAAGUAAAACCAGAAAAUAGUACAAAACAAAGCUAUGAAUGUCCGUUUCUAGCUGGCUAUAUUGUAUAUCAGUUUCUUUGUGUGUUGCUUGGAAUGUUUUGGUACUCAUUUGUUAUGAUUCACAUUUAUAUUGCGUCAAUUUACAUUUUAGAGUAUUUACAGUUAUUGAAAAUGGCUAUUUAGGUUUCAAGAAAGCCCUGUUCAAACGACCUUACAAUCUAUGACUAUCUAAACCGACAUUACCACUGCUUAAAGGACCACUAUAAUGCUUUCCUGGCACUAUAGUGCCCUGAGGGUGCCCCCUCCCGCCCGGCUCUGGAAGGGGGAAAGAGGUUAAAACUUACCUUUUUCCAGCGCUGGGCGGGGAGCUCUCCUCCUCCGAUCCUCCUUCUCUCCUCCCCGUCGGCUGAAUAAUGCGCACGCGCGGCAAGAGCUGCGCGCGCAUUCAGCCGGUCACAUAGGAAAGCAUUAUAAUGCUUUCCUAUGGAUGCUGGCGUGCUCUCACUGUGAAAAUCACAGUGAGAAGCACGCAAGCUCUAGUGGCUGUCAAUGAGACAGCCACUAGAGGAAAUAGGGGAAGGCUUAACCCAUUCACAAACAUAGCAGUUUCUCUGAAACUGCUAUGUUUGUGAAAAAAUGGGUUAACCCUAGAAGGACCUGGCACCCAGACCACUUCAUUAAGCUGACGUGGUCUGGGUGCCUAGAGUGGUCCUUUAAACCAGCCAAUAUACAUGUGAAUCUGUAAUUUGAUUAAAACAAUCCUAAAUAAAGUUUUGUUUUGUUUUUUGUCCAGGUCUGCAUUAGACAAGCGUUGCUGACAUUAACAACAAAAAUAGCAGCCAUGCAGACAAUUAAGUGUGUGGUCGUUGGUGAUGGUGCUGUAGGUAAAACGUGUCUCUUAAUAUCCUACACGACAAAUAAAUUUCCUUCGGAAUACGUACCAACGGUAAGUGUCAAAGUCUGCAUGUGGGUUACUGUGUCAAAGUAUUGUGGGUUCAUUUCAAAAGGUAAUUUCAAGUGUCCAAGGCAUGUUGCUUCACUGAUUACAAUGACACUCGGUUUCAUUUCAGUGGGUAUGCUGUCUCAACUUACUAAGGAUAUAAGAAAGUCGCAAAUGGUUCAAGAAGGCAGUACUAAUGGUCCACUUGAACAAAGCUGUUACAGUAAUUUUGGGAAAACAAUGGAUUUUGCAAUCACUGUUACUGGAGAAUUUAGAAUAAGGGCUCUGAGCAAGAAGCCUGUUGAGGCAAAAUGUAGAGAAGAAUCACACAUAGUACAAUGCAAGAUUUAAUUAAGAGAUACAUUGCCAUGGGCAGGGUAAUCCAUGCGCAAAUAAAGUUUGGAAGGGGAGGAUUCAGAACCCCUAUUAGAACUAGAGGGAAGAGAAUGGGGUGGUGUGGUCUGGUCACCCACUUCCUUCCACAACCAAACUUUCAGGAGUAAGCAAUUUAAACAAACUGAGGUCUACAGAACCAGUUGGUAAGUGGUUCUGUAGACAUCAGUUUGUUUAAUUUGCUUACUCCUGAAAGUUUGGUUGUGGAAGGAAGUGGGUGACCAUACCACCCCAUCCUCUUCCCUCUAGUUCUAAUAGGGGUUCUGAAUCCUCCCCUUCCAAACUUUUUAUUUGUGCAUGGAUUACCCUGCCCAUGGCAAUGUAUCUCUUAAUUAAAUCUUGCAUUGUACUAUGUGUGAUUCUUAAGGGGUCAUUCCUCUUUAAAUGUGUGUUUAAUAAUUAGCAUGCUUAUUGUGCUGGUGUGCUACAUGCUCAUUGAAAGACAUUGCAUUCCUAAGCAUCUCAAGGAAAAUUGUGAUCUGUGAACAUAAAGUGCCAACCUCCAAUUGAACCUUUAAUUUUAACAUGUUGAAUGUCCCUCUUAAAGUCGCAGUUAAGGCCCAUUGCGAGUAAGCCAUGCAUAAUAUUAGGGCAGCUGUAAUAGAGUAGUGUCCUUGUCAGUAUGUCUGCAAACUCUCACCUUCUAAAACUUCAUUUAAAUGCUUGUCUGUGAUAGCUCACUUUUUUACUGAGACAGUAAGUUUCUAGUCUUCAGAGUAAAUAUUAAAGUUGGCUUUUUCAGGAUGUUAGGGAAGUCCAAUAUCAUCUUCACAAUAUGUAUGCUGACACCCAGAUAGAUCUCUCCUCCCCGGACCUCUUCACUGCUGUCCUGCAACGUGUCACUGCUUGCCUGUCUGCCAUCUCUGACUGACUGGAUGUCCUCCCUGCUUUCUGAAACUCAAUCUCUCUAAAACUGAGCUCCUUGUCUUUCUUCCUCCUAAUACUGAUCCUCCUCUUUCGCUCUCCCUUCAAAUUACUGGUAUCCACAUAAGUCCAUCUUUGCAAGCGUGCUGUCUUGGCGUCAUACUUGAUUCUGGCCUCACCUUUAAGCCUCACAUCCAGUAUGUUGCCAAAUCCUGUAGAUUCCAUCUUAAAAACAUAGCCCGCAUCUGCCCAUUUCUUAAGCAAGAUACUACCAAGGAGCUUGUCCAUGCUCUAGUAAUUUCCCACAUGGAUUAUUGUAACCCUCUCCUAAAUUGUAAUAAAUGUUGCCGCCAGACUUAUUUUCCUCUCUAGUCAGUUCACUCACACCUCAACCCUCUGUCAGUCCUUACAUUGGCUUCCUGUUUCCUAUAGGAGUCAAUUCAAAAUGCUAACCCUAUACCUAUAAAGCACUGAACAAUUCUUGCCCCUCUUAUAUCGCUUCACAGAUCUAUAGUUAGGCCCCUUCUUUGUCUCUCCGCUCUGCCCACCUCUUGUCCACAACUCGCACCUGUACGGCCAACUCAUGCUUACAGGACUUCUCGCAGGCGGCUCCCUGCCUAUGGAAUAGCCUGCCUACCGCCAUUCGAUUCUCCCCUAGUCUUCAAUCGUUUUGAGAAGUGCCUUUAAACCUCUCUCUUUAAGAAAGCUUAUGGCCUCCCAGAGUAACCUCUACCUUACAUUACCUGUCUUUUGCUUUCUCCUAAAGGGCAGCACUCUACUCUGUCCUAGUCUUAUUUAUAUUAUUUGUAAGCUUUUAACUGUAAUCUCUCUUACAGGUAUUCGAUAACUAUGCCGUAACAGUUAUGAUCGGUGGAGAACCAUAUACCUUAGGAUUAUUUGAUACUGCAGGUAUGUGUAUAUCAACCAGUUCACGUCAGAGUUUUGGAUGCUCAUGAUAAAUAAAACUCAACACUUGAAUCCCUUUUGACCUCAUGCUAGUUUUGGAUUUUCAUUUUAAAUUUUCGUCAACAAUUAUUUAUUUUAAUGUUGGGUUUAAGGGGACCUGCAUAACUUGACAAUUGGUUUUAAAACCGCAAGCCAACACUUUUAAAUAAACACACAAAUCGAAAUAAAGCAAGAAAAACGUUGAAAACUAUGUAAUGUUCGUAAACUUUGUCAAAUUGCAUUAUUGGGAACUCCUCUCAGCUAGGGAAGUUUCUUCGCGCCUUACUCCUUUAGCGGAGCUCCCUGUACCCAGUCUGGGUACCUUCACCCAGAAUCGCUUCCUAGCUGGAACCGGGGGAAAACGGCAGCUCUUUUGUCCCAGUCUCCGUGGCUUGACUGGGGUCUUUCCGUAGAUUUUCCACCCGAACAGGCUACAGCUCUCCUUCCAGGCAGGUAUCAUCCACUCUGCUUAUUCCGCUGCAGCCUUAUUCCAGGCAGGUAUCAUCCCCUCUGCCUAUUCUGUCGCAGUCUUUCUUUCAGGUAGGUAUCCACCUCACACCUAGCUAUCUUGAUUUAUCCCAGGGCUAGAGGGAUCGUGCAGCCAGCUAACCAGUACAACUCCUCUGUGGCUGGGGUCCCUAAAAAUCCACACAGGACACUGUUCCAAAUGGAACUAACAUACAAAACUUUUUUUCUUGGGACUGGCCCAAAUGCUCAUUACAUGUAACUUAUGGUGACAAUUCAAUAAAAAUACUAAUAGUCAAAACAUAUCAGAAAGCAUACAGGGGAUUAUAAUAACACAUCUACAAAGGGGUGGGAAAGUCAAUAACCAACACAAAAUAUCACUCCUACCUGUAGAAUUAGCAAUAUGCAAAUCUACUUGAAUAUGCAAAUUAACCAUCUUUGAUAUUCAGGUAGUGCAUAUUGCUGUUGCUACCAACAGAGGGCACUUUACAGGCUCCAUAGCCAAAUCCACUAGUUGGUAACAAGCAUCAGCAGGACAGGAGAGCACACAAAACAAUUAACAAUAUACAAACACAUUGUAAACACCCUGCACCUAUAAUAAAUACAGGGUGACUUAGGAUUUAGGAACAUUUGUCAAGUGUAAUUCUGCUCCCAGUGGUGGUCACAACUACCCUCUCUUCUCACUCUGUCAGGAUGUUACAAGGUGAAGAAAUCUUCCAACUGCACAAGUGAAAACUUGUCAGGCAAGCUAAUGCACUUUCCCAGCAUUCCUAUGGGUAGGACACUGGUUAGAUCAGUGUACUCCCUGGAGUGAGUGUGGAAAGCAUAAGAAACAUGAAGCAGUUAAACAUGGAAACAGAACAUCAUAUUUACCUCCUUUUUUAAGUCUUCAGAGUGAGCCAAUUGAAUGAGACAGAAACCAGAAAUGCGAGAACAGACAAAAGUUUAGAUGAACUCUGUAGGUUGUCCUUUGGUAAAUCAACACUCUGUUCCCAAAAUAGUUUUUGCUCACUUGUGCCAUUACAGAAAGGACCAUUUCCAAGGCAUAUCAGACUGAUCCGCCCAUAAGAGCAGUCCAGAACUGAAAUGCCGGCAAGAUCCCUGCACAAGAGAUACAGCAAUCCCGGACGAUCGUUUUGGCCUUUUUUGGGCUUAGUCAUCAAGGUGUAGUCGAAACCCCUCUAGGCACAGGGUCCACGUCUGGAUUACCCUUUCGAACUUGAUGAGAGCACAGUUAAUGCAUUACAACAAAGAGCGGGAAUGUGAGAACUCUGAGAACAGACAAAAGCUUGGAGGAGCUCAGUUGCUUGCUCUUUGAUAAAUUUAAGGUCUCAACAUUUUUUUAAAGUUUCUGCACACUUGUGUCAUUACCGUUGUCUCAAAGUGAUGCAUGUCUCUUAAAGACAUUUAUUCUUGGCAUAUGAUGGCACAGUACCCAUGGGGAUGUGCUUCCUUAUGCUGGCCAAUUAAUCCUGUACUAAACUUAAAACAAUUAUCCCCUCCUACUCAUGCCUUUAAAUGCCGCUUGAAGAGGAGCAGUGCAAUAAAGAUGAUGGUACCUGCGUGGGGCAGGCAAGUAAGUCAUUUCACCCUUACCUGCCCCCCGCAGCCACCUGACAACAAGCAAAGUCCCCCGACGUUGACAGUGCCGCUUUAAGAAAGGGGGGGGCGGGGGAGGAGGAGUGUCUUAUUUUUUGAUGUGUGAGAUAAUGCAAGGUAUAUCACAGGAUUUGUAUCAGAUAUGCUUUCAGAUUUGCAGAGUACAGAUCACUUUUUAGUUGUUUGUUCUAACUCGAUCUGACCCAUUUUAUUUCCAUGUCUACUUAACUAUAUAUUUCUAUUCAUAUUUUUGUCCACAGGGCAGGAAGAUUAUGAUAGAUUACGACCUCUUAGCUAUCCACAGACAGAUGUGUUUCUUGUCUGUUUCUCCGUGGUCUCUCCAUCUUCAUUUGAAAAUGUGAAAGAAAAGGUAUAAUUUUUGGAUAAGAACUUCCAGUGCAUGUUGAGAUCUGUAAGAGCAUUAAGGAUGUAGUAUAUAACAUCUGUGAGUGCUGAAUGUUGCCUACACCUGAAAAAUAUUUUUAUCACAUCACACCAGUCUUAUUACACUCCACCCUUAUUAAUUCUUACUCCAUUUUUUCUUACAUGUUUCUUACCCAUUUUACUUAACUUUACUUUUCAUUCUCAUUUCUCAUUUCCCGUAUUAUCUCCGAUCUCCGAUCUCUGCAUUUUACCUCAUCUCCUCCUGUCCUUGCACCCUAACCUUUAUACGCCCUUGCAAGGCUAUUGAAGAACAAUUGUUCUUUGUUUUGCAUUUACGUUAUGUGUUUAGAAGCAUUACAAGGUGUAAUGAUCAUCUUUUAAUGGAGAUCAUAGUCAGAUAAAAUAACGCAUCUGUUAUAAUCUUACAUUAUUGUUGGAUUGUUGAGCAUAGGUUAUUGCAGUUCAGUAGCCGCAAUUUUAGCAGUUACACCAGAUGCACCAUUUGUGUCAAAGGGACACUAUGCAACAGAAUCACUAUAGCUAAAUGUAGUGAUUUUGAUGCAAAUAGACUCUCCUGGCAGUCUCAGCAAUGCCAACAUUGCCUUUUCAGUGAAAAGGUGGUGUUUACAUUUGUUUCUAGGGGCACCUCUAGUGACUGUCACAGACUGCCAGUAAAGGUGCUUCUUGACGCAUUCCUGCAAUCUUUGCAGAAUGAUGAUCAGUUUCUUCACGCUCUGCAUGAAGACACAAACGCCUCCCACAAAAAUGCAUUGAGCCAGUGCAUCUCAAUUAGGAGAUUGAUUGGCCCAGCACAGGGAUUGGUACACAUGCGCUCUAUCCUCCAAUGCAUAGGGAGGCAUUGGUCUGACUAAGUUAAUGUUAUGAUCUCAGCCAGGGGUGGAGUGGCGACCAUGGUAAAAUCAGCAUGGUGGGUGAUAGAAGGGGAGUUUUAAUGCUCUUAUCUAUAUAAUAAAACACUCUAACAUUAAGAAUACAUGUUUGCAUUUCUAAUGUUAGUAUUCCAUUAAGCAUGCCUGUCCCCCGAGAAAUUGACAUUAAUUAUACAGAACAACUUUUUAUUAAAAAGGACUUAUAUUGCUGCACUAUAUUGCAAAAUAACAACGUAUAAAUAAAUGCAUUUGUGUAUACCAGGUAGAAAGUUAUUGGUUCUAAUGUGUCUGUUAGGUUUCAGAUCUGUUUUAGAUCAAUAUUUUAAAUAAACUUUUUAGUCCUAGAGACUUUUCUUGUUACCUGUUAAACGUUUUAAUAAAUAAAAAUAGCAAUUCUGAUAAUUAUUACGUGAAUGGCUAUGACAAGGCAUUUGGAAAAGGCUGAGGGCUGAAAUAUAUAUGGUCAUUUGCUUGUCAGGUGAACUUAGUAGUCAACUGAAAUAACUAAUUUCCUAUGUUGGUAAUAUUUUAAUGGUAUUCGUUUUAAAUGCUCGUGACAACAUUUUGGCAUGCGUGUCUUGCAGUGGGUACCAGAAAUUACUCACCACUGUCCCAAGACUCCUUUCUUGCUUGUUGGGACCCAGAUUGACUUAAGAGAUGACCCUUCAACAAUCGAGAAACUUGCAAAAAACAAACAGAAGCCAAUCACUCCAGAAACAGCAGAGAAACUUGCUAGAGACUUGAAGGCAGUAAAAUAUGUGGAGUGUUCUGCCCUCACACAGGUGAGUAAAUGAUCUUUGCUUACACACGGCUUAACGAUCCCUUUGUAGGGAAAUAUAUUGAUAUUUACAGAUUGCUUGGACACAGAUUACUUCAUUGGUUAAUGUUGGGAUGUAAUGUUAUAUUCCUUUCAGAUUUUCCUGUAAAUCAGAAUAUAUCUGGAAUUCUUACAGAAAAUUCCGAACUAGAACAUCAUUUAUUUUUUCAUCCUAGACAUCACCUUUUCUUAUAAAGCUGUUUUUGUUUCUUUUCACAUACUUUGAAAGGGAGCACUCCUUAUCUCUUCAUAAUUUAGGGCACAUUUGUUUAUUACAUUUUUUUUUUUUUGUCAUGAGAUAUUUUAAAAGGAAUCUGCCAUACACGACAAGCACAAGUCUUACUUUAUAGAGCUGCUCUUUCAAACAGCUGUGUGUGUAUAUGACAGUCACCAGAAAAUGUAUUUUUAUUAUACAAAUUCUUGCAGUAUGUAAACUUUUUUUUUUUUUUGUGGUUAUGUUAAAGGAACACUAUGGCAUUGGAAAACAAAAUUGUAUUCUUAACGCUAUAGAGUCCCUCAGCCAUAAAGCUGUUGUGCGUGUCCUGUGUGGCACUUUCAGUUUCACUUGUUCAAUAGUGUAAGAUAGUGUUUACUGUAAUUGACAUAUUUCCAUUAUUGUCAUCCUUACAUGAUUUAACACAUUAAAACUACUGGGAAUGUGUAAAUCGGAAAGCUGUCUCUUACACAUAAUUGAAACAAAUAAAACUGAAAGCAAGACCGAACAGGCAAUUUCUGAAAAUGGCAAUCACAAAUGAUCAGAGCUAUUUAACAGCAAGAGAUCAAACAAGCAGGCAGUCGUUAUAAGCUGGGUAUAUGUUUUUACAUAUACUUGAUUUAAAAACGUCGUCAUUUCAUUACACGCUACAAGGAUUCUUAUAGUAAAAAUCCAUAUUCUGGUGACCGUUGUCCUUUAAGUAUAUGUAUCUGCCUGUUCCACGUCACUGGAACACUGCUAAGAUGGCCUUCUGAAAUCAAAGCAAGCAGCUGUCCCUAAAUGAAAUGUGUGCCUUCGUCAUUAAGGAACAGAUGGGUGAGCAGACAUGAACUUACAUUUCUGGUGGCCAUUUUUAAGAAUACAUACAUGACCAGGUAGGUAUUUCUUUUAUUUUAUUACAUGUAGGUUAAAAUAUCUUUAACUUUAUGGCAAUUACCCUAACACAUUGAAAAGAUUUUGUGUAACCGUAUCUUGAAGCUGAUUCUGUUGGCUAUAUAUCUUGAGAUUGACAGUUCUUUUAAAAUAUUAGUAAUGGGGCUAUUGGUAUUAUUCGAAAACAUAUGACUCUCCGACUGUUAUGUCUUUGUGAUCACUGAGUCAGAUUUUUAACAAAAAUCACAUCCCACGUAUGUUCCUGUGAUGGGGAAGAAGUAUUUGUUACAGUGCAAUUUACACUUUCAUCUAUGGAAGGUAACACUUUUUAUUUUUGGACAAAGUGAUGAAAAUGACACACUUUGUAAAGCAAAGUGCUCUUUUCCGACAUAAUUAUCUUUUAGCAUGAACCAACAUUGCCUUUAUCCGUAGUGUUUGGUUUUACGGUCUUGUGUAUUAUAAGUUUUGAACAGACUGUGUAAUAUAUGGAUUUUUUUAAAGACAUUUUACCUCUUGUUGUAGCCUACUACAGAAAGUAGAGAUGUUUAUUUACAUCAUAGGAUCCAGAAAUCUUCUCUCUGACCUCAAUUUCUUCUCCAAAUUACUAAUUUUAUAAUAAUAUAGACUUCAAUUUUUUUUAAUAUGACCUGGAGGACACAUACAGUAUAGUAUAUUGAACUGUAUCCUGAGUUUAAAAAUGAGCUAUUGUGGGGGGUGGGGAAUAAACUUUGUAGGUGUCAUAAGAUAUAUAUUUAAAUAUGCUACUUUGCAAAGUUGUAUUGACGAUAGCCAUUUACUCAAGAUUUUGUGGUAAGUAAGCUUGCGUUCUCUGAAGGUUUAAUGAUGCAAAUGGUAAAGGUACACUGUAUUCAGAGGGACAAUUGAUUGCAUUAACAAUAUAAAUGUAUAUAUUAAAUAAGACAUAUGUAGAUUUAAAGGUGGAACAAACAGUUUGUGUUAAAUGCAGCUUCCUCUUCUGAAGUCCUAAAUUAGGUUUCAGUAGUUUGCAUUAAUAUUUUAAAUUGCUUUGCUAAAGUGCAUUCAGAUAUUUUAAAUGCAGGUUGUUUACAGAAUGCAUUCAUGAAAUUUUUAUUUAUUUUUUUACACAUUUAAAAAUAGUUUCCUUGUUUAAAUGUUGUGUAACUAUUGACUUUUUUUUUUUUUCUUUUUUAAUUCAUUUAUUUAUUAUUAUUUCAAGAUCCCAUUUCCAGUCACACUACUUCCUUGUUUCCUGAAAGGCAACCAUUUCAAAAUGGUUUUGGGAAAGUCUAGUUGAUACCUUAUUAAAAAGCUGUAUCAGCCAUAUAUUUUUAUUUAUUUUAAUUCAAAUUUUUUGUUAUUCUCAUGGCAUUUAUUUUCAUUUGCUUUUUGCUUGUCAUUUUAACUGUGGGUUGGAUAGCACCCACCUCAAGCUCUUGAAAUACAGUGUUGGCUGUGGAUUAUGGACAGUUGGGAAAUCGGCUUGUCCACCCCUCUUCCUUCCUGCAUUUGAGUAUCUGUGCGUGUGCAUAAAGGGAAAGUCCUUCUUUUUUUAACUUUAGCAUACUCUUUACUAAACUGAAGUAUGUAUGUACUUUAAGGUUUAAAAAAAAAAAAAAAAAAAAUAGAACCCAUUUCUUGUUAUUGUGCCCUAGUGGGUGAUCGGUGACACAGGGGAUUGUUGCGCAAUCAUAGAAGUGCCAAGUCACACCUUAUUUGUCUAAUAAAUUUUUUUUAAAAAGUCACCUCCUGUUUUAAGACUAAAAUGUUUGGGAACGGAGGAAAGGUUGGCAUUGUGAUUUUUUAUUUUUUUAUUUUUUUUCUCAUUCAUUACAUCCGUCUUUAUUUUUAUUUUCCCAUACUAAAAAUGUGGCCUCAAAGUAGUGAAACAAAGCAAAUUAAUUGUAUAGUUAAUCAAAAUCCAAGUGUCCCUUUAAAACCGCUAAUUUUUUACGGUCAUUCUGAUAUGAGCAGUGUAUAUAUGUGUGUGUGUGUGUGUGUGUGUGUGUAUAUAUAUAUAUGUGUAUGUAUAUAUAUAUAUAUAUAUAUAUAUAUAUAUAUAUAUAUAUACAGACAGACAGACAGACAGGGGUGCACUCACAGGUCUUAAGAAAGAACGACAAUCCCGUUAUUAAAGUGAAAAAAUCUUCAUUACAUCCGUGAAAAAAAUCGACGUUUCGACCCCUAAGGGAUCUUGAGAAAGACCCUUAGGGGUCGAAACGUCGUUUUUUACGGAUGUAAUGAAGAUUUUUUCACUUUAAUAACUUGAUUGUCGUUCUUUCUUAAGACCUGUGAGUGCACCCCUGUCUGUAUACUUAUAUUCAUAAUGCGGGUUGCACCUAGGCAAUUUUACUUUUCUCUUUUUUUCUAGUAAGGAGAGUGCCAAGCUGCUUUGGAUUUUUUAUAUUUUCUUGUUGCUUGCAGAAAGCUUAGUCUGUUACUAGGGCUUGUUCAAAAGGUACAGCAUCUUAUGGUGCUUCAAUAUUGCAAAAUUAUAAAAAAAAAAUUUAUGUCAGCGUAGCUUAUAAAGUUCUUCAUUUUAUCAUUCAUUAUGUCAAGAGUUUUUCUUAAAUUAUUGUGGUACCUUUUUUUUUUUUUAUAUAGCUCAAAACAAAAAAGUAUUGUAAAAAGAGUGGUGUUGGGAAGCUUUAACACUUUAUCUUUGAUCUCUGACUCUGCCUUUAUUUUUGUUGGCUUACAUCAAAUCCUGCAGAUUGAAACAUAGCAAAUAUAUCGAAUUUUACUGUACAAGACUAUGGGUGAUUGGAAAUUCAGAGUUUGACUUUGCACUUGGAUAGACCUCUGCAAAGUUUAGAGGCAGGCCUGCUCAUUCAGCAUUGCAAGUGUGAGUUAAGGCAAACCAAUGAACAAGUAGUGAGUAAUGGGUAUUCUUUUCAGAUAAACUUGUGUUGAGCGUGUAAACAUAUUAACAAUAACAAUUCUAUAGUGCCAACAUUUUACACUCUAAUUUACAGUGGGGUAUAAGACAGUGGGGAGGGGGCAUUUAAUAAUUCUUAUAGUGGCACUGUGACCUCAAUUUCUUCUCAUAAAUCAGUUUAAAGUAAGUAGUGUUUUAAACUAAGUAAGCUUAGUAAGUUAAAAUUAGAACUAACAAUUGAAAAUGUGUCAAUGUGGAGAUUAACAUAUUGAACUUUGCAACACCAUUUUAAAUUACUGAUUCAUAAACAAAACCUGUCUUAGAGAACGUUUUUUGAUGUCAUGAGCCAGUCAGACUCUAUGAUUGAGAUAGCAGCUGCUAGCUUACCAAUGUGCAGGAAAUGGGUUUUUAAAGUGGAACUGUCACUUCCCUGAAUAUUACCAUUGUACAGCGCUACGGAAUCUGAUGGCGCUAUAUAAAAAAAAAAAAAAAUAUUACACAUUUGAAUAAAGCUACCUAUAAUUGGCUUUCUCUUUACAAAAACAUGUUUAUUACACACAGAAUAAAAUAUAGUAGUCAAAAACAAAAUAGGAAGUGACCGUUCUCUUACAAUCUGGUGAAUUUGUAUUUUUUUGGGCCCCAAGAAAUACAUUAAGUGGAAUGAAAAAUAAACACAAGAUAUAAACCAUUUUAACUGUAUUGUAUCAGGAUUAGAGCCUGCUUUUUAACCUAGCAAAGUUCUGAAAUAGUGAGGUUUCACCAUGAAAUGUUCUAGAUGAAACAUGGCAGGCUGGGGAGAUCCCCAAAUGGUGUAGGACAGGCAUAGGCAACCUUUGGCAGCAUUAUGGGAUAUGUAGUCCAAAACAUAUGGAGUGCCUAAGGUUGCCUAUCCCUGGUGUAGGACUACAACUCCUUUGAUGCUUUUCCAUCAUACACAUUUGCAAAGCAUCACUGGAGUUGUAGUUUACACGGCAAGGAGAUGGAUCUUUAGACAAUCUAAGUCUAGAGGUUCUGUUAAUGAGCAGUGUCCUAUUAUUAUUAUUAUUAUUAUUAUUAUUAUUAUUAUUAGCAUUUAUAAAGCGCCAACAAAUUCCGCAGCGCUGUACAAUUGGGAAACCAAGUGUUCUGUCAAUUUCUACAUGUGCAGUAAAAGAGGUCUCUCUGAAUGCAUACCUAUUGCUCUAUAUGUAUUUGCUAAUCCUACUAACCAUAGCAUGAAAUCUUUCUCUUUCUGCCAUGGGUGUUCUGGUGACUAGGUAUUCUGUCAGUUCGGCUUACUCUUUUUGUAUCUGCUGUUAAUUUCUCUCUAAUACUCUAACCUGGCUGCUCUUUUCUUUCCUCCCCUCUGUCUUGUAGAGAGGUCUGAAGAAUGUGUUUGACGAGGCUAUCCUAGCUGCCCUCGAGCCUCCGGAAACUCAGCCAAAAAGGAAGUGCUGUAUAUUCUAAACUGUAUUCUCCUCUUCCCCCUGAUGCUGCUUCCUCUGUCCCACUACUGUAGCAACACAAUAAAAAAAAAAGAGUAACCAUUCAUAAUCUAAUAAAACAAAUAUGUUGGCAAAACCUGUGCGUCUUUCCUUAAAAAUCCCAAAAUGAGACUUGCAUUCAUCUCCUUCAGUCCUUAUUGUAAGGCAGUUUAAAAAUUGGACUCUUAACUGUUUUUUUGGGUUGCCAUAAUUUCAUGGCCUUAAACGGAUCAAGUCAGUGAUGAAUAUUGUAUUGAAGAUGCUUAUUAAAUUAGAGGGUUUAUUUUUUAUUUUAUUUUUUCUCAACCCUUUUGGCUGACAUUCAUUGUUGACUUUUUGUGCAGGAAAGGUGUUAAAUGAUGGAGACAUAAACCAGAUGUCUUAAGUGCUUCUGCGGCACAGGGGUUUGAACUCUUUAAUUCAUGUUUUUGUUUUACAAAGAGGAGGGGUAGAAAAAAAAUGAACAGAAAGACUUUUCUUUGUGAGUUAUUCAUAAUGUGAGUGUUUAUUUGUAAUUAGCUUGCCAGUUGGAAGGGUGAAGAGCACAUUUUUCUUUUCUAUUAAAUAUAUAUAUAUAUAUAUAUAUAUAUAUAUAUAUAUAUAUAUAUAUAUAUAUAUAUAUAUAUAUAUAUAUAUAUAUAUAUAAUUUAUUUUUUUUUUUUAUUUUUUUUUUUUUAUUUGCCCUUUGCCAUUUUUGCUUUGCACAUUGUAGUGUUCUUGUUUUAGUUUUGUGGUAAAAUGGACAAUUGAACACAAUCCAUGUUUUUCCAUUUUGUAUAAUUGAAAUUGUCACUUUGAUAAAGCUUUGUGAACAGUUUUUUUUUUUUUUUUGGAAUACAGUAAGAUGUGCUAAGUUUGGCCUGCUAAUUGAUGCCUGCAACAUAGUUUUGGUCCAGACCUAGAUUUCGUUAUUUUGGGGAUGGGUGGUAGCCUAUAGCGGGUGCACUUAAUAUGAUGUCCUACAUGGGUUUUAAUUUUAUUUUUUUAUUUUUUUAAAUGGCUGCUUUUUGGAAACUCUGUACAACAGUUUGAGGAAUCUAUACAAAAUGCCUGCUAAAUGUGUGUGUGCUUGCUACCUGGUUUAUUGCAAUUUGCCAUCUAUGUUUACAUCCAGCUUCUAUACCUAUUUGCUUUUUGCUGAAACCAUAUUAAGGACUUGCUCGAAAGGAAGCUCUAAAAAUGAACUGAUUUCAACCAAAGAGGACUUUACUAAAACUAAAGAAGAUCUGCUGGUGCCAGUGUUUGCUCUCAUGCUUCUUAAUGUUCUCUUAGUCUCCGGGAGUCCUUAUUUUAACAGGUUACAAAUUUUGCUUGGUGUCUAUUCCUUUUUUUUUUUUCUUUUUGGUGACAUGAAUUGUACUGUUUUGACUGCCUAAUCAUUCCAAAAUACAUAUUUAAGUUUAAAUAUCCUUAUUGUGGCCUCUGACUCUGCUCAAGGUAAACCCUCAAGUUUUUGUUUUCAUUAAUCACAAGCUAAAAGAUGACUUCAAUCUUCAAAACUCAGUCCAAAUGUGGUUCUUUUAGUGGCAACUUUUAUUUUGUUUGGUUAUGCAUCACGUUUAUGUUUGGGUUUUUUGGCUUAAAUAUGUCUUAAAAUGAGACUGCCCAUUCUCUCUCUUUGACCCUUUUCAGAAAGGCCUAAAGAAUGUAUUUGAUGAGGCGAUAUUGGCCGCCCUGGAGCCCCCAGAGCCCAAGAAGAAACGCAAGUGCGUGCUGCUAUGAACACCCACCAUCCAUGGUCCUCCUUCUGCAAAGCUGGUGUCGACGUCAAACUAAAAGCAAUGUUUAAAUCAAACUAAAGAUGAAAUAUAAUUUCCCCCCUGCCCAACGUUUACCACCCUUAAACAAAGGGGUGUCUGAAAAAUCAAACCCAACAACUUAUGUAACAUAAAAAUAGAUGAACAAUUGUGUAUCUUCAGGAGCACACAUAGACAUAAACACACACACACACAUUGUUACUAGUUUUUUUUUUGUAUAUUUACUGUUUCUAAUGUCUUAUAUUAAGAGCAAGGCAUGCUUUGUAGGUAACAGACUAAUUUUAAAGCUCUGUUUUAUCAGCCCAACUCUUGUACCAAGUUGGCAGGAAUUUUUUUUUCUGUUUUUUACUGUAUAAUUGCACAAACAUCGGGCAGGUCGGCACGUUGUUUUCCCAUGCUCACCUAAAGUCUAAGACCCCAAUCUAAGCCUGCUGCCAAUCUAGGACACGAGUUGGCACUAGACAAGCAUGAUUCUAGUUUCCAAAAUCAAAAUGUCCUUUGUAAUCUACUUCCUCAACUGUUAAAGUCCAGGUUUCUGACUCUUGACAUAUAGAGUCGAACCAUUUCAGCACUGACUCUCCAGAAUAUUUCUCCAUCUUUAAUUUCUAACUCUUUAAGUUAGAGGGUAGAUAAGUGUUGGGUGCCUCUUUGGCAGAAAGUAGGGAUUAUUUCAUGCCCUGGAGUAUCUUGGCAAACAUAUUUGACUAAUUUAGAUUUAGUCUUUUCUAGAUCACAUAAUUGAUUUUCUUACCAAUAUGUCUGUCUAAUAAAUACAAAUAGUUUCACAUCCAUGUUAAAUAGAUGUGCCUGAUUUACAUUUUUCUUUUUGUUUAUGUUGUAAGGAGGGAGUGGUUUUUAUUUUGUUUAGUUUGAUAUUUGAGGGACCAGUCAUUGUCCUAUUAAUGUACAGUUUGCAUGUAAACCUAACCCAAGGAGCCUGGGAUUGAAUUCAUGUUUCAGAGAUAAUGUAAAGAAAAUAUAGACACCAGUGUUAAUACAGAUUUUACCAAAACCACAUGGUUUAUUUCCAGAAUUAUUUUUAAUAUUUAGGGAAUAUAUUCCACCUUCCCAAAUUAAUAACUUGUAGACUCAUUAGUGUUUUCAACCGAUGGUUUGUUUCAUGUCUCCGUUCUUUGUAUAUGCAUACUUUUCAGAUGUAUUAAACAUAAAAUACUGUCACAUAACUGCCUA
Messenger RNA from Pelobates cultripes (western spadefoot toad), 41372 nucleotides. Lineage: Eukaryota; Metazoa; Chordata; Amphibia; Anura; Pelobatidae. The record is from the annotation of a GenBank genome assembly.